UUAUUAUAUAUAUUUACAUAUAUUAAAGAGGUCUAGAAGUCAAGGAAUCUCCACAUAAGUUUAUUUUCUAAGGGUAGUUAAGAUUAGAAGAAUGUACGUGCCAUGAAUUUCUAAUCUUUCACUUUUUUUUUAGUGUCAUCAAUUAUGUCAUCUUGUAUGUUGUUGUUGGCUUUAUAAAAUUCAGUACUAUAGGAUUAAGAGCAAAUUAAGUUGUUUUUAUUUGUAACAUAUUUUAAACAUACAAAACAAAACCGAUAAAUUACAGAAUCUAUAUGAGUUCUAAAAAGAUUACAUGGAAGUCCUUGGUCUUGAUCUUAGGUUGUUACAAGACCAAAAACACCUUAGAUGAAACAGAGAAACGAGGUUUAAAACAUGGUUCUUUCAAAAGGCUAUGUCUCUCUGAUAUAAGCAUUAAUUCUACAAGCUCUAGUCAAGCUAUUGAGGAUCUUUCAGUUUCUUUAGCUGGCUCAAAGCUUUACACAUUCACCUUAGAGGAGUUAAGAGAAGCAACACAUGACUUUUCAUGGAGUAAUUUGCUAGGUGAAGGAGGGUUUGGACCUGUUUAUAAGGGUUUUGUUGAUGAUAAACUUAGACAUGGUUUGAGGGCUCAACCUGUUGCUGUUAAACGGCUCAACUUGGAUGGCUCACAAGGUCACAGAGAGUGGCUGGCAGAGAUUAUAUUUCUUGGACAGCUUAGACAUCCACAUCUUGUAAAGUUAAUUGGAUAUUGUUGUGAGGAGGAGCAAAGGCUUCUGGUGUAUGAAUACAUGGCAAGAGGGAGCUUGGAGAAUCAAUUGUUCAGAACAGGAUACUCUGCUACCUUACCAUGGUCAACCAGAAUGAAAAUUGCAUUAGGUGCAGCUAAAGGUCUAGCCUUCCUUCAUGAAACAGAUAAACCUGUAAUAUAUAGGGAUUUCAAAGCUUCAAAUAUAUUACUCGACUCGGAUUACACGGCUAAACUAUCAGACCUUGGACUAGCAAAAGAUGGUCCUGAUGGAGAAGAAACACAUGUGACAACAACAUGCAUAAUGGGAACAAAAGGUUAUGCUGCUCCUGAGUAUAUCAUGUCAGGCCACCUUUCUACAAAGAGUGAUGUGUAUAGCUAUGGAGUUGUGUUAUUGGAACUGCUUACAGGCAAGAGGGUACUGGACAAAAGCAGAUCAAAUAGAGAGAGAAACUUGGUGGAAUGGGCAAGGCCUAUUUUGAGAGAUCAAAGAAAGCUUCUUCAUAUCACAGACUCAAGAUUAGAGGGUCAGUUUCCUAUUAAAGGAGCUUUGAAAGUUGCUGCAUUGACUUAUAAAUGUUUGAGUCACCACCCAAAUCCAAGGCCUACUAUGAGUGAUGUGGUAAAGAUAUUGGAAUCACUUCAGGAUUUUGAUGAUGUGAUCAUAGGACCAUUUGUGUAUGUAGCAGUUAGUGAAAAUGGCCAAUGAAAAACUGUCAAAUUGCAUGAAGGAAUCAUGCAGGAUGCCUAUUGAGGAAAGUAAGUGCCAAUUUGCCAUCCUGCCUUGGUCCUAGGCACAUAAAAAUUAGAUUCUGCCUAUAGUAAUACUAAAUCAUAAGAAACAUAGAUAAGAUAUUUUUGUCAUUUUAGUUUAUAAAAGGAUGACUUUUCUAAUCAUGAAGCUUAAUGUAAGUAAGUGAUUAUUAGUUGCAUCUAAUAUUUGGUCAGAAAUAGAGAGCUGUAACAAGGGAAUGAUUGAGGUGAGUAUAUCCAAAAUUUGUGUGACACUUACAAGAUGGAUCACACUCUAUAUUGUAUAUAAUUGAAAGUUUACAUAAUCUGUAUCCCCAUAAUAGUAUUCAUUUUGAUUUAUGCAUGAAUAUUUUUUUUAUAAAA
Cicer arietinum (chickpea) is the source of this 1840-nucleotide messenger RNA. RefSeq names its product serine/threonine-protein kinase RIPK-like. Gene Ontology annotation, biological process: protein phosphorylation. The record is from RefSeq and is a predicted model, not a curated record. NCBI's taxonomy places the organism in Eukaryota, Viridiplantae, Streptophyta, Magnoliopsida, Fabales, Fabaceae. Gene Ontology annotation, molecular function: ATP binding; protein kinase activity.